Messenger RNA from Trematomus bernacchii (emerald rockcod), 2605 nucleotides. RefSeq names its product deoxynucleoside triphosphate triphosphohydrolase SAMHD1-like. Gene Ontology annotation, biological process: dGTP catabolic process; regulation of innate immune response; defense response to virus. Gene Ontology annotation, cellular component: nucleus. Gene Ontology annotation, molecular function: dGTPase activity; protein binding. The record is from RefSeq and is a predicted model, not a curated record. The transcript is spliced from 16 exons. NCBI's taxonomy places the organism in Eukaryota, Metazoa, Chordata, Actinopteri, Perciformes, Nototheniidae. Bases 144 to 1907 code for a protein of 587 amino acids.
AUCGGAUGGGUGUGGUAGAGACAUAAAAGCCAGGUACUUCUCAAAGCCUGAGUAUAUUUGUGCAGACGUUUCAUGAUCAGCUGUUUUAGGGAGCGACAUCAUUUGUGUCUUCUAUCGUUAGUUAGACACAGAAAACAUUGUCAAUGGCGUCAGAAGACUAUGGGGAAAUGAGCGGGGAGGAUAUGUGUGAGUACCUGAAAGAAAAAGGACUUGGAAAGUGGGCAGAUAAAUUUAAAGAAAAGUCUGUCAUCAAGCUGUGGGAGCUCAAUGAUGAUGAUUUUAUGUCUGAGAUGGGCAUAUAUAAAGUUGAGGAUCGUCAGAAAAUCUUGGACAGUAUCUUGAAGAUCUGGCCAGCAGCUCCCAAGGUGUUUAAUGAUCCAAUCCACGGAAGUAUGGAGUUGCACCCUCUUCUUGUCAAAAUCAUCGACACGCCUCAGUUCCAGAGAUUAAGAUACAUCAAGCAGCUGGGAGCGGGCUAUUUGGUUUAUCCUGGAGCCUCCCACAACCGCUUUGAACACUCAAUUGGGGUGGGGUACUUAGCAGGAGAGCUUGUGAAAGCUCUGAAGGAAAAGCAGCCAGAACUCAACAUCAAUAAGAGAGACAUCCUUUGUGUUCAGAUCGCUGGGCUAUGCCAUGACCUGGGACAUGGACCCUUUUCCCAUCUGUUUGAUAAAAUGUUCAUCCCCAAAGCAACACCCCCAUCUGGUCCACGACGUGAACAAAUGAAAACCUGGAAGCAUGAGGACGCCUCUGUAGAAAUGUUCGACCACAUGGUGGAAUCCAAUGUGGAUCUGCAGUGGAUGAUGAAGGCAUGUGGCAUGCUGCCCAAUGAUGAGGUCUUCAUCAAAGAUAUGAUUCAACCAAAAAAGAAAUGGCCAUAUAAAGGCCGUCCAGAGGAGAAGUCCUUCCUCUAUGAGAUUGUAAACAACAAAAGAAACGGCAUUGAUGUGGACAAGUUUGACUACUUUGCCAGGGACAGCUACCACCUGGGCAUCAAGAACAACUUUGACCAUGGCCGCUUCAUAAAGUUUGCCAGGGUGUGUGACGUGGACGACCAGAAGGGGGCCGAGCAGAAGGGGGACGGGCAGAAGGUGGACGCGCAGGAGGUGGACGGGCUGGAGGUGGACGAGCAGAAGGGGGACGAGCAGAAGGUGGACGGGCAGAAGGUGGUCAGGCAGAAGCACAUCUGCACUAGAGACAAGGAGGUGAACAACCUCUAUGACUUGUUCUACACGAGGUACUCUCUCCACAGAAGAGCCUACCAGCACAACGUGGUUAAGAUCAUAGAGUAUAUGAUCACAGAGGCCUUUCUAUUGGCAGACGAGCACAUCCAGAUUGAAGGCUCAGGAGGGGAUAUGUUCACCCUCUCCACAGCAAUAACUGACAUGGAGGCCUACACCAAGCUGACAGAUUGUGUAUUUGACCAAAUACUCAACUCCACAGGCACAGAGGAUAAUCUCAUAAAGGCAAGGGAGAUUCUAACAAACAUCGGCGAUCGUAAACACUACAGGUGUCUGGGUGGAAUCAAGCCUAAAAUCCAACCCAAGGGGAUACCUCAGUUGAAAAAGGACCUGUUUCCACAAGAGGGAGUUCAGGCUGACGGGCUGCCAAAGGAGGACUUUGUAGUUUUACCUGUUACUAUGGACUAUGGGAUGAAGAAAAAGGACCCCAUCGAUAGUAUGGACUUCUACAGCAAGAAAACCCAUACCCAAGCAUUCAAAAUCAAGAGAGAAGAGGUGUCGAGGCUUCUCCCAGUGCACUUCUCUGAGACGCUCUUCAGGGUUUACAGCAGGAAGAUUGAUCCUGAAAGUCUGAGAGCUACCAGGGUGCGAUUGGAAGAGUGGAUCAGAGUGAGGAAUCGACGGCAUCCAGUGGAGAGCCACUGUCUCCUCACACAAUUUGGAUGAAUCUGAAGUUUUGGAAAAUGGAAGUUACACCUGAAAAAAUAAAGAAAACACUUCCUGGCUCUCCUUGGUUCAUACUGAUUGAAGGUGAUCGAGAAAUUUGAUCAAGUGAGUAUGUGACUUAACGACUUAAAAGUGAAUGAGGAUGCAUUAUGCACAAUUGGGCCAUAUAUGCAGUUUUUAGAGCCCUGUUUAAUAUUAUACACUAAUCUAAGUGGAAAUGUGAUCAUUUUAAAUCAGCUUUAAUUAAGAAUCUUUGUUUAAUACCAUAUUAUGGCUAUUUGAAAUGUAAUUUUAGGUGUGAUUUAGGGAUUUUAAAUAUUUAGUGGUGUUUGUUUAAGAUAUCCAUCGUGUGAAUUAAUGUGGUAACCUGAUUAGAUAUUAGAUUGUUUUGGGUGUUUGUAUUUGUUUUUAAUCUAUCAAUAUGAAAUCAAUAUCAUUACUAUUACCAUUAUAUAUUACUAUUCAUACUGUAGUUAUACAAUGUAGCUUGCUUCAUUCAAUGUAACCAUCUGUAUGAAUGUGGUUAACUUAGGGUAUAUUUCUGUUUAUGGUCAUGGUGUGAAAAUGUUGUGAUUUGUCAUGUAAUGGGACUUUUGAGGAAAACCUACAACAAUAUUUUCAACUUUGUUGCUGUUGAGAUUGGGUUAAUAAAAAUGUGUUUCUUCUUAAUUUGAAAUCAAUUAAAUGUUGUGUUUAUU